Messenger RNA from Orycteropus afer afer, 2142 nucleotides. It is a transcript of the gene WDR46, whose product is annotated as WD repeat domain 46. Gene Ontology annotation, biological process: maturation of SSU-rRNA from tricistronic rRNA transcript (SSU-rRNA, 5.8S rRNA, LSU-rRNA). Gene Ontology annotation, molecular function: protein binding. Gene Ontology annotation, cellular component: 90S preribosome; nucleolus; small-subunit processome. The record is from RefSeq and is a predicted model, not a curated record. NCBI's taxonomy places the organism in Eukaryota, Metazoa, Chordata, Mammalia, Tubulidentata, Orycteropodidae.
ACUCAAGAUGGCGCCAAGAAGGCUUCAGACCUGGUACGGCGCUGAUUGGGUAAAUAUUAGAGGACUUCCGGGAGUUUUCAAGCAGCCUGUGGGACAGCUAAGAGAGGUUUUGCACGUGGAUAAUCGCCGGUGGGCUUGAUGGAGACUGCCCCCAAGCCCGGUGGGGAUGCUCCGCCCAAGAAGAAUAAACUUCAGGCCAAGAGGAAGAAACCUCGGCGAUACUGGGAGGAAGAAGAGACAGCUCCGACUCCUGCCGGAGCCUCCCCAGGGCCACCACAUAGCAAGAAGAGGAAGCAGGAAUUCCGUCCCCAGAGAUCAAAGAACACUCUCAUCCAAAAGAAGUCUUGGAUCUCCAAGAAGCCCCAGGUCUCGAAGAAGCCCCGAGAGCAGAGGAAUCCGGAGCCUCAGCGGACUUUGUCCGGGGCCCAAGACCCAUUUCCAGGUCCUGCCCCAGUCCCUGAGGAGGCGGCCCUGAAGUUUCGUCGCAUUGACAAAUCUAAAAAGCUUCUACAUUCUAAGUCCAAAACCCGAAGCAGACUUGAAGUGGCUGAAGCUGAGGAAAAGGAAACCAGUGUCAGAGCUGCUCGUUCUGAGCUGCUGCUUGCUGAGGAACCGGGGUUUUUGGAAGGGGAAGAUGGAGAAGACACAGCAAAAAUACGUCAGGCUGACAUUGUAGAAGCUGUGGACAUUGCAAGUGCAGCCAAGCACUUUGACUUGAAUCUGCGGCAAUUUGGACCCUACAGGCUGAAUUACUCUCAAACUGGGAGGCAUUUGGCUUUUGGAGGGCGCCGAGGUCAUGUGGCAGCCCUUGACUGGGUGACGAAGAAGCUGAUGUGUGAGAUCAACGUCAUGGAGGCUGUGCGGGACAUCCGGUUUUUGCACUCAGAGGCACUAAUUGCUGUUGCUCAGAACCGCUGGCUUCACAUCUAUGACAACCAAGGCAUUGAACUGCACUGCAUCCGCCGCUGUGACCGCAUCACACGGCUCGAGUUCCUGCCCUUCCACUUCCUCCUGGCCACAGCUUCAGAGACAGGGUUCCUGACCUACCUGGAUGUGUCAGUGGGGAAGAUUGUGACAGCUCUGAACGCUCGGGCUGGACGCCUUGAUGUCAUGACUCAGAACCCUUACAAUGCUGUCAUCCAUCUUGGACACAGCAAUGGUACUGUAUCUUUAUGGAGUCCAGCUGUGAAGGAGCCACUGGCUAAGAUUCUCUGUCACCGUGGUGCAGUCCGGACUGUGGCAGUAGAUUCUACAGGCACGUACAUGGCCACCUCUGCCCUGGACCACCAGCUAAAGAUCUUUGACCUCCGAGGGACAUUUCAGCCUUUGAGUGCUCGGACCCUGCCCAAGGGAGCAGGUUACCUGGCUUUCUCCCAGCGGGGACUACUGGCUGCAGGAAUGGGCGAUGUGGUCAACGUAUGGGCAGGGCAGGGCAAGGGCAGCCUACCCUCUUUGGAACAGCCGUACCUCACCCACCGGCUCUCAGGCCACGUACAUAGUCUUCAGUUCUGCCCCUUUGAAGAUGUGCUGGGGGUAGGGCACAGUGGAGGCAUCACCAGCAUGUUGGUCCCAGGGGCUGCCGAGCCCAACUUUGAUGGCCUGGAGAAUAACCCGUACAGGAGUCGGAAGCAGCGCCAGGAGUGGGAGGUGAAGGCCCUAUUGGAGAAGGUACCUGCAGAACUUAUUUGUCUGGACCCACGGGCUCUGGCAGAGGUUGAUGUCGUCACUUUGGAACAGGAAAAGAAGGAACGGAUGGAGAGGCUGGGCUACGACCCUGAGGCCAAAGCUCCCUUCCAGCCAAAGCCAAAGCAGAAGGGCCGCAGCUCCACAGCCAGCCUGGUGAAGAGGAAGAGGAAGGUCAUGGAUGAGGAGCACAGGGACAAGGUCCGGCAGAGCCUUGAGCAGCAGCAAGAGCAGCAAAAGCAAGAGAAGACUAAGCCCACAGGGACUUGGCCUUCUGCCCUGGACAGAUUUGUGCGCUGAGCCUGGCCCCAGGGUGGCUUGGAACAACAGUCUUUCCCCAAGAUUGUCUGUGGGAAAAUGACCUUUUGGAAUGAAGAGGGUGACAAUGUGUCCCUCCCCAACUAGGGUGGACAGCUGGCUUCUGGGGUGGGUUGGUAUUAAAGAGGAAGGUGGUUUUUU